AUGAAGCUAUUUGAGAGUGAUGGAUGCAAGGAUAAGAGAAGUAAUGGAUGUAUUAGCCAACGGAGUAAAGGAGGUGUACCAUGGAGUAUGCUUUUUGCGGAUAAUGUUGUUUUGGUGGGUACGUCAAAGCUGGCAGUAGAGAAGUUAAAACGAUGGAGAAGGGCUUUAGAAGGUAGAGGUUUAGAGAUCAGCAGAACCAAAAGCGAGUAUCUACCGUUUGAUUGUCAAGAUCACAUUGAAAGCAUCAAGCUAGGUGAAGAGGAAGUAAAAUGUGUUAGAUCGUUUAAAAACUUAGGUUCGCACAUAUCAAGUAAUGGCGAAAUGGGUGUAGAGUUAAACCACAGAAUCCAAUCAGCAUGGGCAAACUUGAGAACAUCGGGUGUAUUGUGUGGUAAAAUAGUUAACUUGAAACCGAGAGGAAGGGUAUAUGAAAGCUAUGCCAGGCCUGCAAUGAUGUACGGGGCAGAGAUUUGGCCAAUUAAAAAGGGCGAGGAAAGAAAAUUAGAAGAAGCAGAAAUGUAG
Penaeus indicus is the source of this 522-nucleotide messenger RNA. RefSeq lists its product as uncharacterized. Bases 1 to 522 code for a protein of 173 amino acids. The transcript has 2 exons. NCBI's taxonomy places the organism in Eukaryota, Metazoa, Arthropoda, Malacostraca, Decapoda, Penaeidae. The record is from RefSeq and is a predicted model, not a curated record.